AUGUCCGAUGCACACGCAGAAACCCGUGCCAGUUCCCGCAAGAGACCUGCGUAUCCUCGGAAACGAGCUGCCCAGGCCUGUUUAACAUGUCGUCAGCGACAGACUAAAUGUGACAACGAGAAGCCAGCCUGCAAUUCUUGCAAGAAGCUGGGGAUAGAAUGCGUCUACCAUGAAUUCGAAAAGGCUUGUUUCGAUGCAGCCAGUCUCGCCAUACUACGGAGGCUGGACGAGCUGGAAAGUGUAGUAAAAGGUAGCCGCCCGCUACCUGCUGCUCCUCAGCCGAGCUUGGACUUUGCUUCGUCGCCUUUCCCAACAACCGAUAUCGACUGGAUCAACUCCUUUGAAGUUCGUUACGUCAACCGCGAUGUGAUCCUCCAAUGGCCAGUCUGGAAAACCGUCGAUGUGGACAGUCCAUCACACGAAUCGCCCGCGGCUAUCUCUCCAGGGAUCGACGUGGUCUCCCGCCCUCUCCUCGUAUCAGACGUGAAUGUUCAGGACACCUCCAGACUACUCGACAUUUUCUUGUCCGUUUACCACAUAUUCAACCCGGUCUUGGAUAUCGCGACAAUUGAAGAACACCUCCUCGUAUUGGCUCUAGGCACGACCGCAGAUCAUGAAAACGGCGUGGCACAGACGUCUCUGUCCGUUCGACAAAACGAACAUUUCAGCCGAGCUGAGGCGUUCUUCGUUGCGGCGCAAAGGCGAAUGGGUUUGCUACUGUCUAAUAGUGGCAUUGCAGAAGCUCAGUGCUUCUUCCUAGCUGGCGUGUAUCUGAUGACUAUGAUGCGACCAGCCGAUGCCUGGAAGAUGUUCACGCGGGCUUUGUCGAGCUGCCAUACGUUCCAAUUAUCUUGUCGCGACGCCAGCCCUGGAGCUAUUCGCCUGCAACAGACCAUUCAUUGGGCAUGCUUCAAGUCUGAACUUGAGGUGCGGUUGGAGUUAGGAAUCAGCAAGACGAGUGCAUGGGAUCUUCGCUUUCCAGAUCUCUUUCCCGACCCUCCCGAGUCCAUACAAUCCCAUGGAGAGCCUGCUUGGUAUUUCUACCUAGCUGAAAUAGCACUUAGACGAUUAAACAACCGCAUACUAUCGGCGACAUGCUUGGAUGACCAGAAUACUGGCAACGUUGCGGAUAAAGUGGCGACAACCCUGGAAUUCGAACGACAAGCUCACAGCUGGUCUCUUCCACCGAGCCUACGACCGGCGAUAGACGAUGCCAGCGACGUUGCUUUCGACUUUGACGAGAACGGGCAGUUAAGAUUCAUCCUCAGUGGCCAUUUGAUAGACUGCUUGGAGCUGAUGUACUGGCCUUUCAUAUACGCCGCUGUGCAUGGGCAGCUUGGAGAUGACAGGGACUCCCACAUGCUGGCCUCGCGAGGUCUCGACUUCUGUGUGCGGAGAAUCAAGAUCAAUAAGUCGGGGUUCUUCUAUCAGCAUCAUGGUACAUGGUUGAUGCUGCAGUCUUGCACACGAAGCGCGCUUGUAUUAAUUGCUGCAGCGUACGGAGGCCUACAUGAUAAGCUUCCACACGACUGGAAAGAUAGUGUUGGGGAUGUGGUGAAUCUUCUGAAAUACUGGGUUGAUGAAGUGCCUGAAUUCAAGAGGAUGAUUGAGAUUCUCGCUACUUAG
Molecule: messenger RNA, 1626 nt
Organism: Colletotrichum phormii
Lineage: Eukaryota; Fungi; Ascomycota; Sordariomycetes; Glomerellales; Glomerellaceae
Exons: 5
Coding region: 1-1626 (541 amino acids)
Biological process (GO): regulation of DNA-templated transcription
Molecular function (GO): DNA-binding transcription factor activity, RNA polymerase II-specific; zinc ion binding
Source: RefSeq, a predicted model, not a curated record